Molecule: messenger RNA, 2932 nt
Organism: Nematostella vectensis (starlet sea anemone)
Lineage: Eukaryota; Metazoa; Cnidaria; Anthozoa; Actiniaria; Edwardsiidae
Product: MYCBP-associated protein
Exons: 26
Coding region: 313-2859 (848 amino acids)
Source: RefSeq, a predicted model, not a curated record
UGUGUCCACAAAACGAAGGCAGCGUUUUGAUUAUAUAUAACCAUGAGCCAAUCAGAAGACCCCUUAUAUUUGAACUGUCUUCUAUUGAGCAAUCAUACAGGCUAUUAGAAACGAGAAAGUACAUUUUUGGCUCCAUGUCUCGAAUUUUCAGGCUUCCCGCGGUUGGGAAAAAGGGGUGGUCGCUUAGGAAUGUACUCGUUUGUUGACAAGAUGGCGGCUUGUUGCUACGAGAAGUGAACAUUGAAUGUUGUAGCAAAAAAAAUAGAGGAGUUUAAUCUAGUUCUUUUGCAUAAGACGCUGUAACUUUGAAAAAUGAGUAAUAAACUGUCAAGCAAGCCAUCGAAAAGAGACCGUCCAAAAUCAACAGAUAAGUCCAAGGGUAAAAAGCAGAUCGCUGGGACUCCAGAGAAAGCAGGAAGCCCAGUGGCAUCGGCCAUUGCCGUGCAAGACGAGGCGCUUUCGGGAUCAUUGAAUGGCAAAGUAAUCAGUGGAGACGAUGUAGAAUCUCUAGCUAUCAACUUGGAUGAAUUGAAGAAGACUCGUCCCCCGAAGAAACCUGAGGUAGCCAAGCCUUCCACCAAGGUAGUAGUGCGAAAAGCUCGGAUAAAGACAGAUACAGGGCAGUCCGCAGGAAAAAGUAUAACUGUAGCAAAGCCAGCUCCUCUGGAUUUUCCCUUGGUGUCCACCCCCCUGACAGGUUCAGCUGGCCCAGUGUUUGAUGCUGAUGGACAGGUCCUAACUCACAGCAUUCUGGGAACAUGGGAGGACUUUUACCAGGAGGCUAUGGCUAGAGGGGACAUUGAGAAUCUUCCACCAUUUUCUGGGUCAUUUGUGCAUGCCAAGGAAGUACGACCAUUCUCAGAUUCUCCCAAGAAAACCAAACGAUCCCAUCCAAACCAUGUGUGGCAAACAAGGAUUAAUGAAAGCAAUGCCCUGAACAACUGGCAGCAGCAAAUGUUGCAGAGAAAACGGCAGCAGAACCACCUCUCAGCACUGUUGCAGACCUCUACAGAUAUGUUGGUGAUGAAUCAGAGUGAAGAUUACAGAAAAAAUCAGGAACAGAGGCAUGUGAUAGACAGAGCUAUCCCAUCUGUGGAUUAUGGCAAAGGGUACCAAGUAGGGAGUGAAUUCUGGAAGCAAGUGGAGCAGAUUGGAAAUGAUGAGACAGGCAUCACGAUGACACUUACCCAGACUGAGCGUGGUUACCCACCUCCAAUAGAACACAUCAGCAAGCCAAUCACCAUCAAGAAUGAAAUGGGUAUAGAGUGGUCUUCAACACAUCGUAAGGCGGCCGUCCACUACCCCUGGCAAGCAUCUGGUUUCCUGCAGGAGAGAAAAGAGCAACUUAACAGCGUGAUGAAUGAGAUUGAUCCUCACCAGCCGUACAUGGAUGAGCUUGAGGUGGUCGGUGGGAGAGAGCUUCCACACCAAUCCAAGCAUGCCAUGUCGACGGUGCCAGAAGAGGAGGAGCCGAUGGCCGAACAAUCACCCCAUCUCAGAGACCCAUUGGCUAGCUACGCUGAUGUCAUUCCGCAGCCCAUAUUUGGUCCCUCGCUAACCAUCGACGGCCAAACCGCGCAAUGGACUGGUUCCAGCACUAAUGGCCUUGGGCGAGUGGGCGUGGCUAGCCGUGUGACAUUCGAGGCGAACACGGGAGAACGAGUGGUUUCUCUACUGCAUAUCUGUAAUGACGGCACAACUGCCAUUUAUUUCUCCUGGAAGAGGGUCCCAAAAGCCAACACUUUGGGCACCAAGCUAGCUGGGCGAACACAGCGCUUCUACUUUGACACCAACAGCAGAGUGAUACUUCCGGGAGAGACCCUGAAGUUCCCAUUCAUCUUCAAAUCUCUAAAUGCUGGAAUUUUCUCCGAGAACUGGGAGCUAUUGACCGAGCCUGUUCUGUGUGGUGGGGGAGCCAUCAGGGUCUGUCUAAGAGGUAUUGCCAUUGAGGAGGAUGUGUACGCAGAUGCUCGUCGCGAGAUAGAGAAAGAGCUAGCUCAUCGGGAGGCCAUAGAAGCAGCCGCUCGUAUCUUACAGGAGAUCUUGGAUGGUGUGCGAACUCCUGAGAGAUCCCGCUCACCCGUGGAUGCCUACAUUACGGAGGAGGAAAUAUUUUCCAGACAGAACAAAGGGAUGCAUUUCCAGGACGAAGCUGUGCAGAGUCUGAAGGAGAUCUUUGUAGAGGUGGAGCCUGGGGCAGAAUGGGACCUCUCGGUGGGGGGGCUACAACAGCGCAUUAUGGUAGUCGAAGAUGAUGACACUCGUGACAGCUUACUUCAGCGGCUAAACCAGGCCAUCGUGUCGCUCUCCUUCCCGCCCCCCACCCCUAUGAAGCAGGCCAUGUAUACUGCCACGCUUCAGGUGUUGUGCGAGAUGGUGGAUAACAUCGUGGGACAAGCGGUAAUGAUCAGAUCUAUCCUGGGUCUACCUCAGAGAGAUCUGGUGGAGGACAUUUCACAAGAAGAAGUCGAAAAGCGUACCCGUAAGCCAACUAUUCAGGAACCCAAACCGGACAGUAAGAAGUCGGACAGAAAGGACAAGAAGGGCAAAGACAAAGGCGCUGAUCACGAGCGUCCCACGUCAACACAAAGAAGUAAACUUUCUGCCAAGAAAUCCGGACGAGGAACUGCCACACCCUCUUCCCAGCCCAAGUCUGCACUGAGCGAGGCAGCUGACCGCGCACUGACUCCAGCUAGUGGCGACGGGCUGCCUGUGGAAAAGGUCGAUCCGGUGAUCGAGGCUAAGUACCGCGAGAAGCUCUUUAUACAGGCAUAUGGCACAAUUGUGGAAACAUUCACGAAACUCGACAUGGUCCUGGGGGACAUUAGGGCACUGGAGACGUCUGAGGCAUCGGAAUGAUGACCCACAUGUUUCUAAUGGGAUCCAUAGUUGUACUUCUAUGAACCCUAUGAUUAAACGACCUUUUUUGAGA